AUGACGACAAGGUACAGAGUGGAAUAUGCCCUCAAAACGCACAGAAGGGACCAAUUCAUAGAAUGGAUCAAGGGCCUUCUCGCCGUCCCCUUUGUCCUCCACUCCCAGCCGCACGGCAUCUUCCAGUCCAAUGGCCGUGACCUGUCCCUCGAGCACAUGGCCGAGGAGGCCGCAAGGCGUUACGCUGAGAUUAUGCGCGACGUCGAGGUCAUGAUAGACGAUCACAUCGCCCUGCAAGCGCCGUCCGCCGCCACCACUGUCGUCAAACCACCACCCUCGAAGCUGAAGCUGUUGGUCCCGUCUGCCGGGCCCUUCUUCACACGUCUGCCGCUGGAGGCGGCGUUCAGGUAUCAAGACCGCACGCGGCACAUCAGCAGUCGGCGUUUUGUGAGCCCGAGUUUCAACGACGUACGGCUGAUCCUGAACUCGGCCCAGGCCAUGGCUGUCACGGCUUACAGCGGUCUCCGCCUCGCCACGUUCGAUGGGGACGUCACACUCUACGAGGACGGGCAGAGCCUUGAGGCUGAUAGCCCCCUCGUGCCACGCCUGCUAGACUUGCUGGGCCGGGGCGUGCGCGUCGGCAUCGUCACCGCCGCCGGCUAUACCACCGAAGACCGGUACCACGCACGCCUACACGGACUCCUCGAUGCUCUCGCCGCCGCGGCCGCCGCCGAACAGAUCCCGCCGUCCCUGGGUGCCAACCUGCUUGUCAUGGGGGGCGAGGCCAACUACCUCUUCGCCUUCGAUGCUGCCGCUCCGCCUUACUACCUCCGUCCCGUUCCGCGGCACGAGUGGUUAACCCCCGAGAUGCAAGCCUGGAGCGAGGCCGACAUCGCCGCCCUACUAGACGACGCCGAGGCCGCGCUGCGGGACUGUGUCCGCGUCCUACACCUGCCCGCAGCGGUCAUGCGCAAGGAUCGCGCCGUCGGCAUCAUUCCUGAGCCUGAGGGGGCGCGGAUUCCGCGGGAGAGCCUGGAGGAGACGGUGCUCGUCGUGCAGAGGCUGCUCGAGAACAGUCUGGCGGGGAGAAGGAAGGAGGUGCCGUUCUGUGCCUUCAAUGGAGGUCGCGAUGUCUUUGUUGACAUAGGCGAUAAAUCCUGGGGUGUGACGGUGUGCCAGCAGUAUUUUGAGAGGCAGCAGCAGAAGCUACAACAGUCACCCAUCGAGCCAAUCGGACCAGAGAACACGCUUCACGUCGGCGAUCAGUUCCUCAGCGCGGGCGCCAACGACUUCCGCGCCCGCAGCGUCGGCACCACGGCCUGGAUUGCCAGUCCUGGCGAGACCGUCGAGCUUCUGGACGAGUUGGCCGCGCUGAUGGACAAGUAA
Messenger RNA from Cryphonectria parasitica EP155, 1326 nucleotides. RefSeq names its product putative Ins1, inosine 5'-monophosphate-specific 5'-nucleotidase (gene Ins1). The transcript has 4 exons. The coding region runs from base 1 to 1326 and encodes 441 amino acids. The record is from RefSeq and is a predicted model, not a curated record. Lineage: Eukaryota; Fungi; Ascomycota; Sordariomycetes; Diaporthales; Cryphonectriaceae. Gene Ontology annotation, molecular function: magnesium ion binding. Gene Ontology annotation, biological process: nicotinamide riboside biosynthetic process; nucleotide metabolic process; nicotinic acid riboside biosynthetic process.